AUGCCUCCUUGGGCAAAACGGGUGUGCCGUGUCCCACAAUUGCACCGUCACUCGCGUCUACAAACAUCGUUGUUAAUUAUCUUCCUCUGCCUUUGCCAUGGGACCUCGGCUCAGCUCGAUCCAGUGAGAAACUUUUGCCGGCGGUUCGGCCACCAAACGGCUGUUAUUGAUAGGAAGCUUUACAUCGACGGGGGGUUCAUCAACUACAACCCCAUCUCCCAGUACCCCACGAAUUAUUCCAACACCGGUCUUCUGUACCAUGACCUUGAUACCCCUGGCGCAGGGCGAAUGCCUCAACUCUACGCCAACUUAACCAAGAACUCCACCAUCCCGACCGUUCACGGUGGCACACUAUGGGCGGACGAUAUCAAUAAGCGCUUUUACCUGUUUGCUGGGGAAUACUACCAACAGCCCCCCACGCCGCAAUUUACUCUGUGGUCGUUUGACACCAUCUACAAUACUUGGGAAUCUUUCGGCUCUCCGGCCGAAGAUGGCGUUGCUGCCGUGUCUUACGGUGCCGGGGUUUCGGUCCCUGAAAUUGGCGAAGGGUUUUAUUAUGGAGGAUGGAAAUCGAACAACACCGUCCCAGGGUGGUCCGGUCCGCCAAAAGCUGUGUCAGCCCUGGUGAGAUACAACAUGGACUCAAAUACCUGGUCCACCGACAACGGUCCGGAUUCCGUUGGAAGAGCAGAGGGUUCAAUGGUGUUCAUCUCCAUUGGAGAUGGGGGUAUGCUAGUGUACUUUGGUGGUAUUCAAGACCCUCACGGCAACGGGACCUGGAUUGGACAGCCGAUGACGACAAUUCUUCUCUACGACGUGCUUAGCUCAAAGUGGUAUACCCAGAACGCGACGGGAGACGUUCCCCAAAUGCGAAGACGUUUCUGCGCUGGGUCAACGUGGGCCUCGGACCAGUCAAGUUACAACAUUUACUUGUACGGCGGUGAAGGUGUAACCCCUGAUACGCCGGGCUUCGAUGACGUUUACGUGCUUUCCAUCCCCUCGUUCCAAUGGAUCAAGAUAUAUCCUCCCGACGGCAAUGCAACAGGACCUUAUCUUCACCACUCACUCACCUGUAACGUAGUCGGUAAGGCGCAGAUGGUCGUCAUCGGUGGUACAUUCCCAACAACCAACGACUGUGAUGCUCCUUCUCAGUACGGCUUCCACAAUCUUGAUUUGGGCGAGCAGAACCGGGAAAAGGCAUUAUGGCAGAUAUUUGCCCCCAACCUCACCGAUUACACUGUCCCAGCGCCCAUCAUUGCCGCCAUCGGGGGUUCGAACAGCGGAGGUGCCACCAAGACAGCUCCCGUAGGGGGAUUCAGUAACUCCGACUUGCGCGUACUCAUGACUCGCCAGGCCAACGUCCCAACCCGAACCCCAACACGUUCGAUACCCAACGCCACUGGCAGCCCGGGUCGAGGCCAGCCCCUUCCUACAGGCGCGAUCGCCGGCCUCGCCGUGGGGUGUGUCGUGGCGCUGAUACUCUUCGUCAUUGCCAUCAUCCUGAUCCGCCGUUGCCGUUAUCGUCGCCGCCAUGAUCUCCCGCAAACUUAUGCCGCAAACUCCCAAUCACAGGCGAAACGAACCCUCCACGCCAGCACUCACGAAUGGGGCAGCAGCCGCAACACUCAGAGCCUGUUAACCACGCAAACACCCAGCAGCCCCAAUUUCCAAAGCCCGUUUUUGGUUCAGCACCCCGAGGUCGACGGGAAUAGUCACUCCUCCCGACCCGCGGAGCUUCCCGUAAGAAACGACACAAUGGCGCCUCCAGAUCCAGGGACGACAUCGUGGCUAUCCCCAGAUGACAAUCCCUACACGCCCGGCCCAGCAGCGGCAGCGGCCGCGGUAAGCAGCGAAAGUGUUGGGCCUGAGACUAGGAUCGAUGCCGAAGGCAGAUUAUGGGUCCAAGUACCGCGGCACUCAGGGGCUGGCGGCAUUUUACUGUCCCCAUCUUCACAUGGUCACGGUAGCCCUGGUGGGAAUGUCAGUCCUGCAGGUGAAAGGUCCGGGAGUAGGAACGAGGAAAGAAAUACGGGGUGGUGGGGCCGAUAUUUCCGGGUCGGGGGACAACAACACAAAGGGAGCUCGAACCUGAACUCGAAUGCAAACUCCCCUGUGGUCGGUGUAACGGAGACAGAUGGUCCGCCGUCGCAUGGGCGACAAGAACGAGAAGUCGAGCUUGAGCAGCCUGCGGCGCCACAGGAACUGAGCGGCGAACCGAGACUGGAAGGGGACGGGCCUUGGGAGGAGAGAGAGGAGGAACAUGGCCGGCCAAAGCACCUUACCUUUUACCAUCCAUGA
Dichotomopilus funicola is the source of this 2298-nucleotide messenger RNA. RefSeq names its product autophagy-related protein 3. The coding region runs from base 1 to 2298 and encodes 765 amino acids. Gene Ontology annotation, molecular function: protein binding. Lineage: Eukaryota; Fungi; Ascomycota; Sordariomycetes; Sordariales; Chaetomiaceae. The transcript is spliced from 3 exons. The record is from RefSeq and is a predicted model, not a curated record.